AUGACCAUGGACAAGGGGAAAAUAAAUUUCGACCGGUCCGUUUCCCAAAUGCUAACAUCUCCUCAGGUUUCUGGAAUUCAACCAGCCACGACUCAGUUCAAAGGUUUCCCUGAGGUUACUCAGUCUCAGGACCUAAGCAAGACCCUUUCACCAAUGGAAAAGCAAAAUAUAGUCCCGAUGGAGCAAACAGCCCCAGUGUACAGCAUCAAACUUAAGAGGACACCCAAGGCUCUUAUAACUCAUCGUACCGUCAAGGGACGCAGCGGAGUUGAAUUACUGAAGAAUUAUGCUGAUUGCGAAUACUAUGGAGAAAUUGGUAUUGGAACACCAGCUCAAACGUUCACAGUUAUUUUCGACAUUGGAUUAUCUAACCUAUGGAUACCAACCAUUUCCUGCGACUCAAACAGCUGCUCGAAUCACAAGAAAUACGAUAGCAGCGCCUCAGAAACCUAUGUCGCCCGCGGAGAAGGUAUAUGGAUAUCAUACGAAGGUCAAAGCAUGAAGGGCCACUUGUCGCAAGAUACUGUCAUUGUCGCAGAUUUGACUGUUACCAGCCAAAUAUUCGCUGAAGCUACCAGUCUAGGCCCCGCCUUCACCGACGCGUACUUCGAUGGUGUCCUCGAUUUGGCAUACAGGCCCAUUGCAGAACGUAAUGUAACGCCGGUUUUGUACAAUAUGCACAGCCAAGGUGUCAUCUCAUACCCAAUCUUCUCUUUCUAUUUGAACCGCAAUGCUAAUGACUCUAGGGACGGCGGUGAAAUUAUCUUUGGAGGAUCAGAUCCAAACAUCUACAUAGGCUCCUUAACCUACGUUCCUGUUAUUAGUCAAGGAUUUUGGCAGAUCCAAAUGGAUUCAGUUACCAUCGGUGGCUUUGCCUUCUGUAGUGAGGGUUGCCAAACUAUCCUUGACUCAGGAACUAGCGUAAUCAUUGGGGCUAUUGAUGCCAUUGCUCGCAUCCAUUCAAUUAUUGGUGCUGAACAAGAUGAUUUUGGCGAUUUCGUUGUUGCAUGCGAAUCGGUUUCAAGGUUUCCAAAAAUAAACUUCAACUUGGGUGGCAACAACUACCCAUUGACAGGUUCUGACUACAUCAUCCAACAUCCAAAUAUUGGUGACGAUGACCUUCCAUGGAUUUUGGGCGAUAUCUUCUUGGGAAAGUAUUACACUGAGUUCGAUAUGACUAACAACCGUGCUGGAUUCGCUAUAGUCCGUUAG
This is a messenger RNA of Hermetia illucens (black soldier fly), 1212 nucleotides long. Its product is annotated as lysosomal aspartic protease-like. NCBI's taxonomy places the organism in Eukaryota, Metazoa, Arthropoda, Insecta, Diptera, Stratiomyidae. Gene Ontology annotation, cellular component: lysosome. The transcript has 7 exons. Gene Ontology annotation, molecular function: aspartic-type endopeptidase activity. Bases 1 to 1212 code for a protein of 403 amino acids. Gene Ontology annotation, biological process: proteolysis; cell death. The record is from RefSeq and is a predicted model, not a curated record.